Molecule: messenger RNA, 837 nt
Organism: Aedes albopictus (Asian tiger mosquito)
Lineage: Eukaryota; Metazoa; Arthropoda; Insecta; Diptera; Culicidae
Exons: 1
Coding region: 1-837 (278 amino acids)
Biological process (GO): DNA integration
Molecular function (GO): nucleic acid binding
Source: RefSeq, a predicted model, not a curated record
AUGUGGGGAUUGCCCCUGAUUCUGCAGAGCGACAACGGCCCCCCAUUCCAAAGUAGUGCUUUCAUUGAAUACUGGGAAAAUAAAGGGGUGAAAAUUCGCAAGUCGAUACCUUUAUGGCCACAGUCGAAUGGGGCCGUGGAGCGACAGAAUCAGGGGAUAAUCAAAGCGGUAUCCGCCUCCAAGUUAGAAGGCACCAACUGGAGACACGCUUUGCAACACUAUGUUCACAACCACAACAAUUUGAUUCCGCAUUCUCGGCUCGGUGUGACCCCCUUUGAGCUACUGGUCGGUUGGAAGUUUAGGGGUACUUUCGUCAGUUUGUGGAAACCAACCCAGCUGGAUUACGAUGAACUGCAGGAGAAAGAUUCUGAAGCCAAACUGAUCAGCAAACAACACACGGACGCUGCACGGGGAGCGAAGGAGUCAACCAUCAAGCCAGGAGAUACGGUUCUUGUGUCCCAAGCACGGAAAUCGAAGACAGAUCCAACAUUUUCCGGAGAGCGUUUCAAGGUCCUAGCCAGAGAAGGAGCGAAAAUAGUAGUCCUCAGUCGUAGCGGCGUGCAAUAUACCCGGAACGUGCAAGAUGUGAAAUUAGCACCACCGGAACCUCUCGUUGAUCAGCCAGCAGAACUAGAACCGAGCGCUGCAUCGGAAGCCAUACCAGGCACUUCUUCCAAGAUUGGAGAUAGUUUUUCGGGACCUGAUCCAUCGACUCGUGAGCCAUCGGAGUUGAUUCCAUCGUCGCGCCAAGAAACAGGAAGACACUUCCGAGACCGUUCCAAAGUCAAGAAGCCGGCAAGAUUCGACGACCGAUUUGUGUACUUCGUGUACGAUUGA